GGGGACGCUUUAUAGAGCCAUGAAGCUUUUGAAGUUUACGUGAGCAUGUUGUUGUGUCUUUUCCGACACAUAAUACACUUUGGGAAAAGUCGCUCAUGGGCGCCCCGCCUUCCGUCUGCAGAGCAAAGUACGCCGCUCGGCCUGUACUGCACGAGUUGAGGCCCAAUGAACGUAAAUGGGCGAGAGGGCGGCUACGCGGAGAGUCACACCUGAUAACAGGGAGAACAGCAUUAGUCGUCCGAGCGCGCUGACAUAAUUUCCUUGAAGUGGUGAAGACGGGGAUUUGUAGUGGAGGGGAUGCGUCUCCGGUUAUUUCCAUUCUAGUUGCGUACAAAUAACGAUGUUUGUGGUUGGGUAACUUCUGCGGAGAUUUUUUUCUUUUCUUUUCUUUUUUUAACUUUUGUUUUUGAUGUCGCGCGUCUCGGCGCGUAUAACUGCCUGGGUAACUACCACUGCCUCGCUGCUGUUCUCACGACGUACAAUCUGGAGGGCAACUGCAACUUGUCCAAACUUUUUGUCGACUUCAUCGCUGGUGGGGACACUUUUCGGAGCUGCAGAUGACGUGGACCAGCACUAUGAGCAGUGGAUACAGCAGUUGGGAAGACGACUCUGGGGAAUAUUACUUCACAGCGAAAACUUCGUUCAUCAAAAAACCUCCAGUGAAAUCCAUCAGCGGGAAUGAAAAGGAAAGAGAAACCUCCUAUUUAAGCAAAGAUGAUCUGCAGCACAAGCUUGAAUUCUACAACUCUGCAGUCAGUGACAAUUUCAGAAUGACCUUGAAUCCUAAUGGGACAACAUACACUGGAUUUAUCAAAGUCCACAUUGAGCUGAAGAGGCCAAUUACAGUGGAAACAUCUGGAAGCCAUGAGCGUAACAACAACACUGAAACUGCCUUCUACACGCCAAAGGGCAGUGCAAACAUUCUUCACAUCAGCAGCAUUAAUACUGUUCGAGAAGUGAUUGAGGCACUUCUCCGUAAAUUUACUGUGGUUGAUAAUCCUGCUAAAUUUGCUCUAUUUAAAAAACGCCAGAAGGAUGACCAAGUGUAUACAUGCAAACUGUCUGAUGGAGAACAUCCUCUGCUUUUACGAUUGCUUGCAGGCCCUGACACAAACGUUUUGAGUUUUGUUCUGCGUGAGCAGCAGACUGGGGAAGUAAUGUGGGAUUCCUUUUCUGUUCCAGAGCUUCAGAACUUUAUUCAAAUAUUGAACAGGGAAGAGGAGGAGCACCUGCAGCUGUUAAGAAGGCGUUAUGCCACAUACAGGCAGAAGCUAGAAGAGGCCUUGCAAGGGCAAAGGACUCCUGGGUAACAUGGAUCCAAAAACUGAAGCAUGCUUAUAAAGUUGAUUUCAAAAAUCAGACUUCAGGACUUCCCAGUGCUUCCAGCUUGAGCAGUUCCUUUACUCCACCAGUGUCUUCAGAUAAUGCAUUAGGUCUUUCCUGUUUUGGAUAAUUUGAUUUAUUUUUGUUCAACCUGUGAAAUAUUCAGAAGAAGAAAAUUCUGAACCCCUUAUUUUAAGUUAAUCACACUUUGUGAGCAUUAUGUACUGUAAAUAUGUUUUAAGUUAAGAUGAUCAUUUACUACUUUAGUCAUGGCGAUGAAGAGGAAUAUUGUCUUAUUUUUUGAAACUAUGUUCAGGAAUUUUGUGAAGAUUAAACUGUGUGCUUUUGUAGAAGUUUGGUCAGGAUUAUAGUAUGGUAGAUGUUGAUAGCAGUAGCUGUCAAGGAGGUGGUACAAUUGAAUGUUUUGAAAUAAAAGGUUUGAGUAUGUUAAAGUUGCUUGAUUUGGACUGUAAAUGAUGAAUGGAAAAGAAGAAUGGAAUACUUGCGUGGUUGUGUAUAACACAAUUCUAUAUACUUGUUUUUAUAUUAAAUGUAUAAUACUGUUUUAGCUUGUUUUAUUAGUACUGUAUUGUAGUUUUCUUAGUGCUUAACAUCUCUACUGCUAAACUACAGUACCUUCUUUGAAGCCAUCAAGUGGAGUGUUAUUAGGGGGAAAAACCAUCUACUGGAAAACUACUGUAGCAUCCUAUUCUGCUUGGGUCUGUAAAGAAAUUGUUUUUGGUUUAAAAAAAUGUUUAUUAGAAUAAGACUGAGGACGAUUUACGUACAGAUUUAUUUAGCUAAAUGCUAUUUUUCUGCAUUCUCAUAUAGACUUCUCUGCAGAGCCAUCAUAGAGGAAGUGCCUGCAUGGUGGAAUGUUCUGAAUGUGUAGAAUUGCAAUGUAACUUUAUUUGAUAUACUGUAAUCCAGUGGUGAAUGACUGGUUAAAGCGCAACCUCCAGUUAUUUCUACUGUGGCAGUUAUUGGCUAUAUCCAAGUUUAAAAAUAUAUAUACAGUAUAUCCAUAAUUUGUAGACUAAAUAUAGGCACUUUACUACACAAUUCAGGGAUUUUGUUUUUGUGUAUUGACUUUUUUUUUUUUGUAAUGUUAUCAGUUUGUUUUAUGCAGAAACAUUUUAUUUCCUUUAUAAAUUGAACUGUAUUAAGGUUUGGUUUGAGUGGUUUAUUUAUUUUGGGGGUUGGGUUUUUUUUGUUUUAAAAUGUUUUAGCCUAACCAAAGAAAUAAAAUUGACUUUACUGAUUUACUGUGAAGAGUUUAAAAUAAUUAAGAUGACAAUCUGUUGGAGAAGCUGCAUUUCUGUUAUCUGAUUUGUCACACUUUAAAGUGAUGUUUGAAGAGUUUUAUAAGAGAGCUGCUUUUUUGAAAUCUAAAUACUUUUUUGGAACUUUUGGGAAAUUGUUUAUUUUAUUGCCAUAUAUCAAAGAAGGCUAAAUUUGUAUACUUGAAAAAGGAAUUUUAUCAAGAUUUUUACUCCUGAUUGAAUAAUUAUAAUUUUUUUUUUUUUUUUAGUAACAGUGAGUGAAAUGUUAAUUGCUUGUAGUCUGAAUAGUUCUUUCAGUAGUUAGUGCCUCAGGGUUUGGGUUUUGUUUUUUUGUUUUUUUAUUCAGUAAUUUAAUGUUUUCAGUAAUGUUGCAAAAUGGCCAGUUAAAUAUUUAUUUUUUUAAUUGUAAAGAAUUUCAGCUCUUUUGUAACUUAUGCAUCAAAUGUAUAUGUUAAAAGCAAUUUGCCUUUUACUUAAUAUUUUUCAGUUCUGGUUAGAUAAAAUAGUCUCAAUAGCUGAUAAAAAAAAUAGUUCUAAACAAAUAUUGCAUUUGCCAAAUUUGGGUUUAUUUGCAUGUCAUGUACUAUUAAACCCCUUUAUUUCUAUUUUCUAACAGUCUGAAAAAUAUUGCACACUGAUAUAAUGUAUAUGCACGUUUUACUUUUUUGUAUAUUAUCUGGCUUUGUUUAGAAAGUAUUACACUAUCGGGUGUUGAAAUAUCAGUUGUGUAAAAAUUCUGUUAGAAGGCUUGUUAAAAUAUUUAAAUUGUUGAAAUGCAUAGUAACUAUUGAUUUAUUUACAAUGUUUUUUGAUUUUAUGACAAUCCAAGAAAGCUUUAAAUGUUUCAGAAGUUCCUGAACCCAGUGUUCUUUCAUAAAAUGUUAAGUUUAAGACAUUCAAUAAAACAACUCUGUGUGAUUUCCAA
Erpetoichthys calabaricus (reedfish) is the source of this 3531-nucleotide messenger RNA. RefSeq names its product Ras association domain family member 3 (gene rassf3). Lineage: Eukaryota; Metazoa; Chordata; Cladistia; Polypteriformes; Polypteridae. Gene Ontology annotation, cellular component: cytoplasm. The record is from RefSeq and is a predicted model, not a curated record. The coding region runs from base 558 to 1310 and encodes 250 amino acids. Gene Ontology annotation, biological process: signal transduction. The transcript is spliced from 5 exons.